Molecule: messenger RNA, 2183 nt
Organism: Paramuricea clavata
Lineage: Eukaryota; Metazoa; Cnidaria; Anthozoa; Malacalcyonacea; Plexauridae
Source: the annotation of a GenBank genome assembly
GCCUCUCCCGCGCGCGCCUGAGUGUGUUAAACACCAUGAAUUGCAACUAUAGUUGUGCGUACCUCAAAAAUGGCGGAUAUGGACCCAUGUCAGAAAGGUUAAUUAUGAAUUGUUUGCAAUUGCAAUAUCAAGCAUAUAUAACUGUUUGUAAUUAUCAAGCAAGCUAAGAAAAUUCCAUUCAGAGCACAAUCUAUAGAGUACAGUGUUAGUCUGAAGUGUUUUUCCGUGGUUCAGUGAAUUAUCGUUUCGGAUGUUCUUUUUCAUUCUACCGUCCAGAUUACUAUUUCAUGACAUUUCCUCACCCACCUUUUCGAAAUAUAUUACAUAGUUAGUUGUGAAUCUAUUUGGCAAUACGUUUGUCUUUUCAUGAGAGUUGGAAAAACUGCUAAGUAUAAUAUUUGUGUCAUUUUGAAGAUGAUAGAUCUGGCAAAGCAAGGAGAUGAAGCAACAAUUUAUACUUGGAUUAAUGUAAGUUAAUUUUAGCAUUAAUGUAAGAUUAAUGUAAGUUAUAAUUGUUUUUGUUUGUGGAAACACCACGUAAAUUUAUUACUGCAAAGCUUUCGAUCCGUAAGCCCGGAUCUUCAUCAGUGCUAAUAAUAUGUUCAUAUUAUUAGCACUGAUGAAGAUCCGGGCUUACGGAUCGAAAGCUUUGCAGUAAUAAAUUUACGUGGUGUUUCCACAAACAAAAACAAUUAUAUUUUAUCGCCAUGCAAACAUUCAAAGAACUUAUUAAUGUAAGUUAGUUUUAGCAUUUUGGCUUUACUUUGAAUGCUUUAUAAAAAAGCCUCAAAUUGACUUUGCCAACGAUAUCUUCAGUUUAAUUUAGUAAUGUAACAAUCCACGCAUGCUCAGUAAGGAUGGGCUACCUCAUCUUGGGUGUCCAUUUGUGGGCUCAAUUUCCAAUCAUGGGUAUAGGGAAAGUAUUCUGAAUCUCUGAUUAAUUCUUGCGUCACAUAUAUGACAUGAUUUGUCAUAGACAGAAAGAGUAAAACUAAAUAAUAGGCCCAUUUUGGCCACUUUGCACAUUGACUGGGCUGGAGGAAAGAUCAAAGAGUAUGAUUUGUGGACCUGCGAAUGCCAUGACUGGAAACAUUGGCGCAAACGUGGGUUCACAAAACAUACUGUUUCCCGAAAGUCCCAGUCAAAAAAUAUUUUUGUAAUUAUUAUACACCAAGUUUUAAAAAUUUUUGCUUUUUUACUCGACGAUUUUAUCAACUGAAGUUAUGAAGUACAGUAAUGUCCACUGCUCAGAGCUUUUGCUAGGAGACAGUCGAAUAUCGUGAUUCUUACAUGAUACGCUCUUGUCCAAUGAGAUGCAAGAAUGAACUGUGACACUUGGUAUAAAAUAUUCUUUGUCAUAUAUUGUUAUAGAGAAAAGAAAUGAUCCCAAAGGUUUUUGGUGACCUACUUCCACGUUUUCAACAUACUGAGGAUAAUUAUACGGCAGUUUAUAGACUUCCGCCAAGAAAAUUUGACUCUGCUGAUAUGGGUGUGGUAGAAUUUAAAGGAAAUAAGCUACCGCAACUUUUAUCCAAUGAACAGAGAGAUGAACAGAUAAGACAACAUUCAGAUAAUGAUGUUAUAAAGUGGAAAAUGGAAAAUAUACCAUGGAAAGGAACUCCAGUCUGAGUAAAGUAUGAAAAACAAGAUAAUAAAGUCAGUGCUUAAUAUUUCUAUAUAUACAUGUACUCGUCAGCAUGGUUUCUGUUUGCUUGUGGCGGUGCGAGUAUGUCAAAGUGGCCAAUGUAAAGGGGUGUCGAUAUAUAUCUCUGCUGAUAGUUAUAUUUGUUAUACAUCCGAACUUCAUUCUCGUUCCUAAUGGGUCAGAUUUCUCAGGCUAAUUCUCAAUAACGAGUAGCUGUCACCUUACCUGAGCUGCUGACCGACGUUCGGUCAACAAGUGACGUUCACUUGGUGUAACAGCUAGGACCAAAUUGAAACCAAGCCUAAUAAAUGCAAUAUUUCGAAUCUACUCAAUUUAGAUUCUUACUAGUUUGUAUAUAUAGUUUCCAGGAUGGUAAUCCGUGUUGCCAUGGUAAUUGGGCAAUUUUUUCCGUUGUUUUGUGGCUAGCCCGAUCAUGGGUUAUCCCUCGUGAUCCCCUGUUACCCCCAUACUUUCCCUAUAACUAUUGCGUAAUUCUGCCUUUGGCCACCAAGCUGCUUGCGGAGGAGGCUACAUAUAC